This is a messenger RNA of Pantherophis guttatus, 15356 nucleotides long. It is a transcript of the gene BIRC6, whose product is annotated as baculoviral IAP repeat containing 6. Gene Ontology annotation, molecular function: ubiquitin-protein transferase activity; cysteine-type endopeptidase inhibitor activity. Gene Ontology annotation, cellular component: nucleus. The record is from RefSeq and is a predicted model, not a curated record. Gene Ontology annotation, biological process: apoptotic process; negative regulation of apoptotic process; regulation of cytokinesis. Lineage: Eukaryota; Metazoa; Chordata; Lepidosauria; Squamata; Colubridae.
ACUUCCUGCGGACGCCGACGCUCAGCUCCCUCUCCUUUUCUCUCUCUCUCUCUCUCUCUCUCUCUCUCUCUCUUCCCCUCUCCCUUUUUUCCCUCCCCCUUUCUCCGGACCCGGAUGCUGACUGGUGGCGGCGGCUCCUCUCGGGACUGUCACUGAGCGGCUCCGCCGGGCCUCUUGUCCUGCGCGAUGGCGGCGGAGGAGGCCGGGGGAGCGUCUUGUUCCUCGGGGCCGGUGUCGACCGGGCCGGGGCCGGGUCCAGGACCUGGUCCAGGACCGGGUCCGGGUCCAGGCCCCUGCGAGUGGUUGCUGCUGCGGGACGGCUGCCUGCGUUGCGACGCCGACGGGCUUUGCAGCCUGUGUUACCACCCGGCGCUCAACGCCAUCCUGGCCGUGACCGCCCGCGGCGCCAUCAAAGUCAUCGACGGCACCUCAGGAGCUACGCUGCAGGCGUCGGCGCUCAACGCUAAGCCAGGUGGUCGGGUGAAAUGUCAGUACAUUUCUGCAGUGGAUAAAGUCAUCUUUGUGGAUGAUUAUGCAGUUGGAUGUAGGAAGGAUCUGAAUGGCAUCUUGUUGUUGGACACAGCUCUGCAAACUCCUGUUUCUAAACAAGAUGAUAUAGUUCAGCUUGAACUGCCAGUUACAGAGGCUCAACAACUGUUGUCUGCUUGUAUAGAGAAGAUAGAUGUGUCAAGCACAGAAGGAUAUGAUUUGUUUCUUGCACAAUUGAAAGAUGGAUUAAAAAAUACCUCACAUGAAACAGCAGCGAACCACAAAGUUGCAAAGUGGGCAACUGUUAUGUUCCAUCUCCCUCACCAUGUAUUGAAGUCUGUUGCCAGUGCCAUUGUAAGUGAACUCAAGAAAAUAAAUCAAAACAUUGCUGCCUUACCUGUAGCUUCAUCUGUUAUGGAUAGAUUAUCUUACCUCUUGCCCAGUGCACGACCGGAACUUGGUGUGGGGCCUGGCCGAUCAGUGGAUAGGUCUUUAAUGUAUAGUGAAGCUAACAGACGGGAAACCUUCACCUCAUGGCCUCAUGUAGGUUAUAGGUGGGCGCAGCCAGAUCCCAUGGCUCAAGCUGGGUUCUACCAUCAGCCUGCAUCAUCAGGAGAUGAUAGAGCCAUGUGUUUUACGUGUAGUGUAUGUUUGGUAUGCUGGGAGCCAACAGAUGAACCUUGGUCUGAACAUGAAAGACAUUCCCCUAACUGCCCAUUUGUGAAAGGUGAACACACGCAGAACGUGCCCCUCUCGGUCACGCUGGCAACAAGUCCAGCGCAGUUUCCUUGUACAGAUGGCACAGACAGAAUAGUCUGCUUUGGAUCUGGAAGUUGCCCUCAUUUUUUAGCUGCUGCAACAAAACGAGGAAAGAUCUGUAUAUGGGAUAUUUCAAAACUUAUGAAGGUGCACUUAAAGUUUGAGAUCAAUGCUUAUGAUCCAGUAAUUGUACAGCAACUUGUAUUGUCUGGGGAACAGAGCUCAGGGGUUGAUUCAAGAAGACCAACAAUAACAUGGAUAGAAGAUUCAUCUAGCUGUUCCGAUAUACCAAAAUUAGAAGGAGACAGUGAUGAUUUGCUUGAAGAUUCAGACAGUGAGGAGCAUUCCAGAUCAGAAUCAGUGACUGGACACACAUCACAAAAGGAAACCAUGGAGGUCAGCCUUGAUGUAACUGCUCUCAGCAUUCUUCAGCAGCCUGAGAAGCUUCAGUGGGAAAUAGUUGCAAACGUACUUGAAGACACAGUGAAAGAUUUAGAAGAACUUGGGGCAAACCCUUGCCUAACUAACUGUAAAAGUGAAAAGAUGAAGGAAAAGCAUCUGGAACACCACAACAUUCCCUUUCCUUGUUUGUUAGCUGGAGGUUUAUUAACAUACAAAUCGCCUGCUACCUCUCCUGUUAGUAGUAAUUCUCAGAGAUCACUGGAUGAUUUAAGCAGGACUCAAGCUGGUAGUAUAUCAGACCUGGGAUCAACUGACAAUGAAUCCUGUACUAAUUCAGAACUGAAUUCUCCUCUGGUAAGGAGGACUUCACCUAUACUACUGCUUUACAGCAUUAAGGAAUCUGAUGAAAAAGCAGGAAAAAUCUUUUCACAGAUGAACAAUAUCAUGAGUAAAAGUUUACAUGAUGAUGGUUUUACAGUCCCACAAAUCAUAGAGAUGGAGCUGGAUAGCCAGGAGCAAUUGCUGUUGCAAGAUCCUCCUGUGACAUACAUUCAGCAGUUUGCAGACGCAACAGCCAGCCUAACUUCUCCGGACUCUGAGAAGUGGAACUCAAUGGUUCCCAAACCUGGAACUUUGGUUCAGUGCCUAAGACUGCCAAAGUUUGCAGAGGAGGAGAAUUUUUGUGUAGAUUCAAUCACUCCUUGUGCAGAUGGAGUUCAUUUAUUAAUAGGACUGCGGACAUGUCCUGUUGAAUCCCUGAGUGCAAUAAAUCAAGUAGAGGCCUUGAAUAAUUUAAAUAAAUUAAACUCGGCACUGUGUAAUAGAAGGAAAGGAGAAAUAGAAUCUAAUCUUACUGUAGUGAAUGGUGCAAAUAUCAGUAUGAUCCAACAUGACUCACCAGCAGAUGUACAGACGCCCUUAAUAAUCCAGCCAGAACAACGAAGUGCUAGUGGUGGUUAUCUAGUGCUUUAUAAAAUGAACUAUGCCACUAGGAUUGUGACUCUGGAAGAGGAACCUAUAAAAAUUCAGCACAUCAAAGACCCCCAGGAUACCAUUACCUCAUUGAUUUUGCUCCCACCAGACAUAUUGGAUAAUAGAGAAGAUGACUGUGAGGAACCUACAGAGGAAAUACAAUUAACUUCUAAGAAUGGCAGCGAGAGAGAAAAAAGAUCGGAAAUCUCUGCUCUUGGGCAUCUAGUAAUAACCACUCAGGGAGGCUAUGUUAAAAUAUUAGAUCUUUCAAACUUUGAAAUCCUGGCCAAAGUGGAGCCACCUAAAAAGGAAGGUACUGAAGAACCAGACAAAUUUGUCUCAGUAAUAUACUGCUCAGGCACUGAUAGACUCUGUGCAUGCACUAGAGGUGGAGAACUUCAUUUUCUCCAGAUUGGAGGAACUUGUGAUGAUGUUGAUGAAGCUGAUAUUCUUGUGGAUGCAUCUCUGUCUAAAGUGACUGAGCAAUUAACAGAAGGCACAAAGCCUUUAUCUAAUCCUUCAAGUCCAGGCAUUACAGGAGUUGAUCUUCUGGUGGACCAGCCAUUCUCGCUUGAAACUUUGACAUCUUUAGUAGAGCUUACUCGUUUUGAAACGUUGACACCACGAUUCUCAGCUACAGUUCCACCAUGCUGGGUUGAAGUGCAACAAGAACAGCAACAAAGGCGACAUCCACAACACUUGCACCAGCAGCAUCAUGGGGAUGCAGCUCAACAUACCCGGACUUGGAAAUUGCAAACUGAUAGCAACAGCUGGGAUGAACAUGUCUUUGAACUGGUUUUGCCAAAGGCUUGUAUGGUUGGGCAUGUGGAUUUCAAAUUUGUUUUGAAUUCAAGUAUCACAAACAUUCCACAGAUUCAAGUGACUUUAUUGAAAAAUAAAGCUCCUGGCUUAGGGAAAGUCAAUGAAGCAGCUGUAGAUAGACAGAUAACUUUUCCGCUGUCACCAGCUCAUCAUGAAAUGGAAAGAAAUGGAAAAACAGGGUUGGACGAUUUGAAUGAAGAAAUGCAAAACAUGGAUGUAGAAGAGUCACAGUGCCUUCGGCUAUGUCCCUUUUUAGAGGAUCAUAAAGAAGAUAUUUUGUGUGGACCUGUAUGGUUGGCUACUGGACUUGAUUUAUCCGGACAUGCUGGAAUGUUGACACUCACAAGUCCAAAGCUUGUAAAAGGCAUGGCAGGCGGCAAAUACCGUUCAUUUUUAAUCCAUGUGAAAGCUGUGAAUGACAGAGUAACAGAGGAAAUCUGCAAUGGAGGAAUCUGGCCUGUUUUAAGGAUACCAUCUCUGAAACCUCAAAAUAACAAGGGACAUUCACUUGCAUCACUUUUAGCCAAAGUUGCAGCAGGCAAGGACAAGUCUUCUAAUAAAGCAGAAGCCAGUACUUCCUCACGGAAAUCUGACAACCUACGAGGAUGUGAUUUGCUGCAAGAAGUCUCUGUAACGAUUAGAAGAUUUAAAAAAACAUCUAUUUCAAAGGAAAGGUUAGUUGGUUAUCAAGUUCAGAGGUGUGCCAUGUUACAGUUUUCAGAAUUUCAUGAAAGACUUCUUAACAGCCUUUGCAAAAAGGCAGAAGAUGGAGUUGUGACAGAACAUGCUCAAAGUCUUGUAUUAGAUAUCCUGUGUUGGCUAGCAGGAGUUCAAUCCAAUGGACCAGGAAGUUCAAGAGAAACAAAUGAGAGCUUGUUGUCUAAAACAAGGAUGUGUCUUUUCCACAUAAUUAGAGUAUGCUUCUUUGAAGCUGGGCGAAGCAUAGCACAUAAAUGUGCACGAUUUCUAGCUCUUUGCAUAAGUAAUGGGAAAUUUGAACCAAGUCAACAAGGAUUUAGCUCGGUCCUUCUGAAGGCUUUGCUUGGCAAUAUAUCUUAUUUACCUGCAGCUGCAACUGGAGGUUCUGUGUAUUGGUAUUUUGUUUUGCUGAAUUAUGUAAAGGAUGAAGAUUUAGCUGGCUGCAGUACUACUUGUGCUUCCCUGUUAACUGCAGUCUCUAGACAAUUACAGGACCGAUUAACACCCAUGGAAGCACUCCUUCAAACAAGGUAUGGAUUAUAUAGUUCACCUUUUGAUCCGGUGCUCUUUGAUUUGGAAAUGAGUGGUUCUUCUUGUAAGAAUAUAUAUAAUAGCAGCAUUGGCGUUCAGUCAGAUGAAAUUGAUUUAUCUGAUGUUCUCUCAGGGAAUGGAAAAAUCAGUAAUUGUACAGCAGCCGAAGGUAGUUUUACUUCCCUCACUGGACUUUUAGAAGUUGAACCUCUACACUUUACUUGUGUUUCAACUAGUGAUGGAACAAGAAUUGAAAGGGACGAUGCAAGUACGUUUACUGUGAGUACCUUUGGGGUUACCCCAGCAGUUGGAGGCCUCUCAUCUGGGACAGUAGGGGAAGCCUCGACAGCCCUGAGUUCAGCAGCCCAGGUAGCUUUGCAGUCUCUCUCUCAUGCAAUGGCCUCAGCCGAGCAGCAGCUCCAGGUGCUUCAAGAGAAACAGCAGCAGCUUUUGAAGCUUCAGCAACAGAAAGCAAAGCUGGAAGCCAAACUACAUCAGACAACAGCAGCAGCUGCUGCAGCAGCAUCAGCAGUUGGUCCUGUUCACAACUCUGUGCCUUCCAACUCAGUAGCAGCCCCAGGGUUCUUCAUUCAUCCGUCGGAUGUCAUCCCACCCACUCCUAAAACAACCCCCCUGUUCAUGACUCCGCCUCUUACACCACCUAAUGAGGCAGUUUCUGCUGUUAUCAAUGCAGAGCUUGCACAGCUUUUUCCGGGUUCAGUCAUUGAUCCUCCUCCAGUUAACCUUUCUGCACACAACAAAAAUGCACACAAGUCCAAAACGAAUCCACUUGGAACUGGCCUUGCUCUUGCAAUAUCUCACGCUUCACAUUUUCUUCAGCCACCUCCUCAUCAGUCUAUCAUCAUAGAGCGAAUGCAUUCAGGUGCAAGGAGAUUUGUGACAUUAGACUUUGGUAGACCCAUCUUAUUGACAGAUGUGUUGAUUCCAACUUGCGGGGAUUUGGCUUCCUUAUCGAUUGAUAUUUGGACACUGGGUGAAGAAGUUGAUGGAAGAAGACUAGUUGUUGCUACAGAUAUUAGCACCCAUUCUCUUAUUCUGCACGAUUUAAUACCACCACCAGUCUGCAGAUUCAUGAAGAUUACGGUCAUUGGUCGCUAUGGAAGUACAAAUGCUAGAGCCAAAAUUCCUUUGGGAUUUUACUAUGGACAUACGUACAUCUUGCCUUUAGAGAGCGAGCUGAAGAUUAUGCACGAUCCUUUGCGAGGUGAAGUUGAAUCUGCAAACCAGCCAGAAAUUGAUCAACAUUUAGCUAUGAUGAUUGCACUGCAGGAAGAUAUACAGUGCAGGUAUAAUUUAGCUUGCCAUAGACUUGAAACACUUCUGCAAAGUAUUGACCUUCCACCACUGAACAGUGCUAACAAUGCUCAGUAUUUUUUACGCAAGCCAGAUAAGGCAGUGGAGGAAGACAGUCGAGUAUUUUCUGCUUAUCAGGAUUGCAUUCAGCUACAACUUCAAUUGAAUUUGGCUCAUCAUGCUGUACAAAGGCUCAGAGUAGCUCUAGGAGCAAGCAGGAAGAUCCUGAAAGAACAGAGUGAUCCUAAAGAACUAAUUCAGAUGUCCUCCACGGAACAGUUGCGCACAAUUAUCCGAUAUCUGUUGGAUACUUUACUUAGUUUACUCCAUUCUUCCAAUGGGCACUCUGUUCCUGUGGUUUUACAAAGUACAUUUAAUGCUCAAGCCUGUGAAGAAUUAUUCAAGCACUUGUGUAUUAGUGGGACUCCCAAAAUACGUUUGCACACAGGUCUUUUACUCGUUCAGCUAUGUGGAGGUGAAAGAUGGUGGGGACAGUUUCUGUCAAAUGUCCUGCAGGAAUUGUAUAAUUCAGAGCAACUUCUUAUUUUUCCACAAGACAGGGUCUUCAUGUUGCUUUCUUGCAUUGGUCAAAGAUCACUCAGCAACACUGGUGUCUUAGAAAGUUUGUUGAAUCUCUUGGAUAAUCUCUUGUCUCCUCUUCAGCCUCAAUUACCUAUCCACAGAUGCUCAGAAGGCGUUCUGGACAUUCCUAUGAUUAGCUGGGUUGUAAUGUUGGUAUCUAGACUCUUAGACUAUGUGGCAACAGUGGAAGAUGAAGCAGCUACAUCUAAGAAGCCUUUGAAUGGAAAAGAGAGAGAAAGAUUCUUGACAGGCAAUCAGUGGAGUUUCAUUAACAAUAAUUUACAUACACAGAGCCUCAAUAGAUCUUCAAAAGGCAACAGUAGCUUAGAUAGGUUAUAUUCCAGAAAGAUCAGGAAACAGCUUGUUCAUCACAAACAGCAACUUAACUUAUUAAAAGCAAAACAGAAGGCUUUGGUGGAACAGAUGGAAAAAGAAAAAAUACAAAGCAACAAAGGAUCAUCCUAUAAACUUUUAGUAGAACAGGCAAAACUAAAGCAGGCCACGUCAAAGCACUUUAAGGAUUUGAUACGCUUACGACGGACUGCAGAGUGGCCUCGUUCUACGUUAGACACUGAAGUAUCAACUGCAAAAGAAACUCCAGAAAUUGAGCCCCUUCCAUUUACAUUGGCACAUGAGCGCUGUAUUUCAGUAGUGCAGAAACUGGCCCUCUUUCUGUUGUCAAUGGAUUUUACUUGUCAUGCGGAUUUGCUGUUAUUUGUAUGCAAGGUUCUUGCUAGAAUUGCAAAUGCAACAAGGCCUACAAUUCAUUUGUGUGAAAUUGUGAAUGAAGCUCAGUUAGAAAGGCUGCUACUGCUUCUGGUUGGAACAGACUUUAACAGAGGUGAUAUCUCUUGGGGAGGAGCAUGGGCUCAAUAUUCUCUGACAUGUAUGCUGCAAGAUAUUCUAGCAGGAGAACUGUUGGCUCCAAUAGCUGCUGAAGCCAUGGAGGAGGCUGCAGUAGGAGAGGAGGCAGGAACUUCAACUGUAGAUUCAGAUGACGCUCUUCAGCAGUCUGCAGCUCAGUUAGUGGAAACUAUUGACGAGCCUUUAUCACAUGACAUUACAGGUACUCCACCUCUGUCAUCUUUGGAAAAAGACAAAGACAUUGAUCUUGAGUUAUUACAAGACCUGAUGGAAGUUGACAUUGAUCCACUAGAUAUUGAUUUGGAAAAAGAUCCUCUGGCAGCAAAAGUCUUCAAGCCUAUAAGUAGCACCUGGUAUGAUUACUGGGGUGCUGAUUAUGGUACAUACAAUUACAAUCCUUAUAUUGGAGGUGUUGGAAUUUCUGUGGCAAAACCACCAGUUACAACUGAGAAGAAUGGAUCACAGAUUGUGAGUGUAUCAGUCUCUCAAGCUUUAGAUGCACGUUUAGAGGUUGGAUUGGAACAUCAAGCAGAACUGAUGCUGAAAAUGAUGUCUACUCUGGAAGCCGAUUCCAUUUUGCAGGCCCUGACCAAUACAUCUCCUACAUGUAAUUUUGCACAGUUAAACCUAAGCAUCUCUGAAUGUUAUGUAACUCAGUCUCCUGGUGGAACAGAUGAUUCUUUGCUUCGUGGUUUGCAUACUUCAAAUCAAAACAAUCAGUUUAUUAUCCAGUUGUCCUCCAUUCCAGUGUUAAGCACAUGCUUCAAUAAACUAUUUUCCAUGUUACAAGUCCAUCAUGUUCAGCUUGAGUCCCUACUACAGUUAUGGCUCACAUUAAGCCUGAAUUCUGGAACUUCUGGAACUAAAGACAACUGUACUGACAUUUUCUUAUACAAUGCCAACCGGACACCUGUCAUUCCUUUAAACCAAGCAUCAGUAACUAGCUUCCUGACAGUCUUGGCAUGGUAUCCUAAUACCUUGCUGCGAACAUGGUGCCUUGUACUUCACAGCCUAACUCUCAUGACAAACAUGCAGUUCAAUUCUGGUUCUAGUAGUGCCAUUACAUCUCAGGAAAGUACUGCCCAGCUAUUGGUAUCAGAUCCUAAUCUUAUUCAUAUUUUAGUGAAGUUUCUUUCUGGAACAAAUCCCCAUGGAACAAAUCAACAUAGUCCACAGGUUGGCCCAACAGCCACCCAAGCUAUGCAAGAAUUCCUUACUCGUUUACAAGUGCAUCUUUCUUCAGCAUGCCCUCAGAUGUUCAGUGAAUUUUUAUUAAAGUUGAUACAUAUUCUUUCAAUUGAGAGGGGUGCUUUCCAGACGGGCCAGGGUCCUCUGGAUGCACAAGUGAAGCUUUUGGAAUUUACCCUUGAGCAGAAUUUUGAAGUCGUUUCAGUGAGCACCAUUUCUGCUGUCAUUGAAUCCAUCACAUUUCUAGUGCACCAUUACAUUACGUGUACCGAUAAAGUGAUGUCUCGUAGUGGUUCUGAUAGUUCAGUGGGCGCUCGAGCUUGUUUUGGAGGCCUCUUUGCUAAUAUCAUCCGGCCAGGGGAUGCCAAAGCAGUCUGUGGAGAGAUGACGAGGGAUCAGCUCAUGUUUGAUUUGCUCAAGUUGGUCAAUAUCCUGGUUCAGCUGCCUCUUUCAAGCAACAGAGAGUAUAGUGCUCGGGCUCAGGUGGCUAGCAGCACCAUGGACAGUGUUUCCGAUGAAGAAAAGGUUUCUGGUGGAAAAGAUAGCAAUGGAAACAGUGGGAAUACUCAAGGCUCCACUGUCUAUGUAGCUGACCUAGUCUUAGCAAACCAACAAAUUAUGAGCCAGAUUCUGUCUGCUUUGGGCCAGUGUAACAGCAGUGCUAUGGCAAUGAUCAUUGGGGCCAGUGGUUUACAUCUUACAAAACAUGAGAAUUUUCAUGGAGGAUUGGAUGCCAUAUCAGUUGGAGAUGGAUUAUUUACUAUACUAACAACACUCAGUAAAAAAGCUACAACGGUGCAAGUGAUGCUUCAGCCAAUUCUUACCUAUAUGGCCUGUGGAUAUAUGGGGAGACAAGGUUCUCUUGCCACUUGCCAGUUGUCUGAACCCUUGCUAUGGUUCAUUUUAAGAGUGCUGGAUACCAGUGAGGCACUGAAAGCUUUUCAUGAUAUGGGAGGUGUUCAGCUCAUUUGCAAUAACAUGGUGACCAGUACCAGAGCCAUUGUAAACACAGCGAGAAGCAUGGUUUCAACUAUUAUGAAAUUCUUAGACUCUGGCCCUAGCAAGGCAACAGAUGGUACUUUGAAAGCAAGAGUACUAGCCUCUGAGCCUGAUAAUGCAGAAGGGAUCCACAAUUUUGCACCAUUGGGCUCAAUUACGUCAAGUAGUCCUACAGCCCAGCCUGCUGAAGUAUUGCUACAGGCUACUCCACCACAUCGAAGGGCUCGAUCUGCCGCUUGGUCUUACAUCUUUCUACCUGAGGAAGCCUGGUGUGACCUUACAAUUCAUCUCCCUGCUGCAGUGUUGCUAAAAGAAAUACAUAUUCAGCCACAUCUUGCCUCUCUUGCAACAUGCCCUUCUUCAGUGUCUGUUGAAAUAAGUGCAGAUGGGGUGAACAUGUUACCUUUGUCAACACCUGUUAUCACAAGUGGUCUUACCUACAUAAAAAUACAGCUUGUGAAAGCUGAAGUUGCCUCAGCUGUGUGUCUUCGCCUUCAUCGCCCACGGGAUGCUAGCACAUUAGGACUAUCUCAGAUUAAACUACUUGGACUCACUGCCUUUGGUAACACUUCGUCUGCAACAGUCAAUAAUCCAUUCCUUCCUUCUGAAGACCAGGUAUCUAAAACAAGCAUUGGAUGGUUAAGGCUGCUGCAUCAUUGCCUCACUCACAUAAGUGAUUUAGAAGGAAUGAUGGCUAGUGCUGCAGCACCUACUGCCAACCUGUUGCAGACAUGUGCUGCUCUCCUGAUGUCACCAUACUGUGGCAUGCAUUCUCCAAAUAUUGAGGCAGUACUUGUAAAAAUUGGACUUCAGUCCACUAAAAUAGGCCUCAAGCUAAUUGACAUUCUUUUAAGAAAUUGUUCUGCCUCUGGAAGUGACCCUACAGAUUUGAAUAGCCCCUUACUUUUUGGAAGAUUAAAUGGCCUGUCUUCUGACUCCACAAUUGACAUUCUCUAUCAGCUUGGGACUACUCAGGACCCUGGAACAAAAGAAAGAAUUCAAGCUUUGUUGAAAUGGGUCAGUGAUUCUGCAAGAGUUGCAGCUAUGAAAAAAAGUGGCCGAGUUAACUAUGUCUGUCCAAACAGUUCGACAAGAGAAUAUGGUCUUCUCAUGCCAUCUCCUUCACAUUUGCAUUGUGUAGCAGCAAUUUUAUGGCAUAGCUAUGAAUUGCUUGUAGAAUAUGACUUGCCAGCAUUGUUGAACAGAGAACUCUUUGAGUCUCUGUUUAAUUGGUCCAUGUCUCUUCCAUGCAAUGUGGUUUUGAAGAAAGCUGUUGAUAGUCUCCUUUGUUCUAUGUGCCAUAUUCAUCCAAGUUAUUUUUCGUUACUCAUGGGGUGGAUGGGUAUUACUCCUCCCCCUAUCCAGUUGCAACACAGACUGUCCAUGACAGAUGACAGCAAAAAACAGGAUCUUACUUCGUCUUUAACAGAUGACUCUAAAAAUGCACAAGCUCCCCUUGCACUAACUGAAUCACACUUGGCCACUCUUGCUGCCUCAUCACAGUCUCCUGAAGCUAUUAAACAGCUAUUGGACUCAGGGUUGCCCUCCCUCCUUGUAAGAAGCCUUGCAAGUUUUUGCUUUAACCAUACUUCUGCCUCUGAUUUCAGUAGUCCAUCAACAGACAAUUCCCAAGAUAGGAUAAGAAGACACCACGUUCCACAGCACUUUCAUAAAAUGCCCAUCACAGCAGAUUUAGUUGCUCCUGUACUCAGAUUCUUGACAGAGGUUGGAAACAGCAACCUUAUGAAGGACUGGUUAGGUGGCUCUGAAGUCAAUCCACUAUGGACAGCACUUUUAUUUCUACUCUGCCAUUCUGGUGCUACUUCUGGAGGACAUGCUGCAGCACCACAACAAAAUAGUGCUAGACCUACUUUGCUUACUUCAGCUUCAGGAGCAGGACUGACUACUCAGCAGAGAACAGCAAUUGAAAAUGCUACCGUUGCAUUUUUCUUGCAGUGUAUUUCUUGCCAUCCAAAUAAUCAAAGAUUGAUGGCUCAGGUUCUUUGUGAACUCUUCCAUUCCUCUCCUCAAAGAAGCAAUCUCCCAACAUCUGGAAAUAUUUCAGGGUUUAUUAGAAGGCUUUUUUUGCAGCUGAUGCUGGAGGAUGAAAAAGUGACAAUGUUUCUUCAGUCACCUUGCCCAUUGUAUAAAGGUAGAAUUAAUGCUACCAGCCAUGUAAUUCAACAUCCAAUGUAUGGGGCAGGACAUAAGUUCCGUACUCUUCUCUUGCCAGUCUCAACAACCCUGGCAGAGGUUCUUGAUCGUGUAUCAGAUACUCCUAGCAUAACAGCAAAAUUAAUUAGUGAACAAAAAGAAGACAAGGAAAAAAAGAAUUACGAAGAAAAAGAGAAAGUUAAAGCAGACAGUGGGUUUCAGGACAAUUACAGUGUUGUUGUUGCAUCUGGUUUGAAAUCUCAGUCAAAAAGGGCUGUAUCGUCCACACCACCUCGUCCACCUUCAAGACGAGGGAGAGUGGUGACAGAUAAAGUAGGCAGCUCCUCCACAGGAAAUGAUUCUUCCAGCAAAACUAUUAGUGUUCCUGUUUUUCACCUAUAUCAUAAGCUGCUACCAGGUCAGCCGCUGCCACCUGAGAUGACCCUUGCCCAGCUUUUGACUCUGUUGUAUGACCGCAAACUUCCUCAAGGAUACCGAUCUAUAGACUUGGCAGUUAAGCUUGGCUCGAAAGUCAUCUCAGACCCUAGCCUUUCAAAAACAGAUUCAUUCAAGCGCUUACAUACUGAAAAAGAGCAUGCAGAUUUAUUGGGACCUUGCCCUGAAGAUGAAGCAGUCACUCCAGUUGAAGAAUGCAUGGAUACAGUGCUGGAUGAAUCUUUUCUUGAUGCAUGCCCUCUCCAGUCCCCAUUGCAAGUUUUUGCUGGAAUGGGUGGGUUGGCCCUCAUUGCAGAAAGACUUCCUAUGCUUUACCCAGAUGUCAUUCAACAAGUGAGUGCUCCAGUGGUUACAUCCACCACCCAGGAGAAGCAGAAGGACAGUGAUCAGUUUGAAUGGGUUACCAUUGAACAAUCAGGAGAACUGGUUUAUGAAGCCCCAGAAACAAUUGCAGCAGAACCACCACCAAUCAAAUCAACAGUCCAAACUAUGUCUCCCAUACCUGCUCAUUCUUUGGCUGCUUUUGGAUUAUUUCUUCGCCUCCCAGGCUAUGCUGAGGUGCUACUUAAAGAAAGGAAACAUGCCCAGUGUCUGCUUAGAUUGGUGCUAGGAGUUACAGAUGAUGGUGAAGGAAGUCACAUUCUCCAGUCUCCUUCAGCUAAUGUUCUUCCAACUCUUCCAUUUCACGUACUGCGCAGCUUAUUUAGCACUACGCCUUUGACUACUGAUGAUGGAGUACUUCUGAGGAGAAUGGCCCUGGAAAUUGGCGCAGUUCACCUUAUUCUUGCUUGUUUGUCUGCUCUUAGCCACCACGCUCCAAGAGUUCCCAAUUCUGGUUCCAACCAAACAGAGCCGCAGAUGUCAAGCACACACAAUAGUGCAUCAACAGAAGAACAGCAACUUUACUGGGCUAAAGGCACUGGAUUUGGAACUGGUUCUACUGCUUCAGGAUGGGAUGUGGAACAAGCUCUAACUAAACAAAGACUGGAAGAAGAGCAUGUCACGUGUCUUUUACAGGUUCUAGCUAGCUACAUAAAUCCUGCAGGCAGCAUAUCAAAUGGAGAUAUCCAGUCCAGUCAUGAAAGUAGAGGACAAAACAGCAGUGCCCUUCCAUCAGUUUUGCUAGAGCUUCUUAGUCAAUCAUGUCUUAUUCCAGCAAUGUCAUCUUACCUCCGCAAUGAUUCAGUUUUGGAUAUGGCAAGGCAUGUCCCCCUCUAUAGAGCUCUUUUGGAACUUCUCCGAGCCAUUGCUUCGUGCACAUCUAUGGUACCAUUGUUGCUUCCCUUGACUGGAGAAAAUGGAGAAGAGGAAGAAGAACAGUUAGAAUCCCAAGCUUCGGUUGGAACUCUGUUAGCUAAAAUGAAGACAUGUGUGGAUACUUACACCAAUCGAUUGAGAUCAAAAAAAGACAAGUCAAAACCUGGAGUAAAGUCAGAGACUUCAGAUCAAGAACCAGAGGGGCUGACUCUUUUGGUGCCAGAUAUCCAAAGGACUGCUGAAAUUGUUUACGCUGCAACAACAAGUUUGCGUCAAGCUAAUCAAGAGAGAAAAUUGGCUGAAUCCUCUAAAAAAGCUGCAAUGAAACCCAAGCCAUUGUCAGUUUUAAGAUCUCUUGAAGAGAAAUAUGUAGCUGUAAUGAAAAAACUCCAGUUUGAUACUUUUGAGAUGGUUUCUGAAGAUGAUGAUGGGAAACUUGUGUUUAAAGUAAAUUACCACUACAUGUCUCAGGUGAAAAAUGCCACUGAUGCAAACAGUGCUGCUAGAGCCCGACGUCUUGCUCAAGAAGCUGUAACGCUUUCUACAUCACUGCCACUUUCUUCAUCAUCCAGUGUUUUUGUUCGCUGUGAUGAGGAGAGACUAGAUAUCAUGAAGGUUUUGAUAACUGGCCCAGCAGACACACCUUAUGCAAAUGGCUGUUUUGAAUUUGAUGUGUAUUUUCCACAAGACUAUCCUAACUCACCUCCACUUGUCAACCUGGAAACAACUGGAGGACACAGCGUGAGAUUCAAUCCAAACCUAUACAAUGAUGGCAAGGUUUGUUUAAGUAUACUCAAUACCUGGCACGGAAGACCAGAAGAGAAGUGGAAUCCCCAGACAUCAAGCUUUUUACAAGUACUGGUCUCUGUGCAAUCGCUCAUUUUAGUUGCAGAGCCCUAUUUCAAUGAACCAGGCUACGAAAGAUCUAGAGGGACUCCAAGUGGCACACAGAGUUCCAGAGAAUAUGAUGGAAAUAUACGGCAAGCAACAGUUAAAUGGGCAAUGCUUGAACAAAUCAGAAAUCCUUCCCCAUGUUUUAAAGAGGUUAUACAUAAACACUUCUACUUGAAGAGGAUAGAGAUAAUGGCUCAGUGUGAGGAGUGGAUAGCAGAUAUACAGCAGUACAGCAGCGAUAAACGGGUAGGCAGAACUAUGUCUCAUCACGCUGCAGCUCUAAAGCGUCACACAGCUCAGCUGCGGGAAGAGCUUCAGAAACUCCCCUGCCCUGAAGGCUUGGAUCCAGAUGUGGAUGAUCCUGACGAGAGGUGCAGUGCCAUGACUAGUAUUGAGGACACUCUCUUGCACGAGCAAGUCAAACCAAGCAGCAGUAAAGACCUCCCAAGUGACUUCAAAUUAUGAGCUAUGUUGACAUGGACUUGAUAGACACACAAGGCUUUGAAGCACAAGCCAAAUAUGUCAAUAUUUGUAUCUAAGAAGCUAAUUAUGUAAUAGGUAAAGAAAUUGAAACUCUAAUAUGCCCUUCAGGAUAUACAGUUUAAUUCAAGAUGAUCUUUUAUUUACCUGUACAAGAGUGUAAACUUUUUUGUGCUUUUAUUUUCCAAUUGUGAGAACCACUGAUUGGUAUGUUUAAAAGUUAUGUAUACAAGAAUGGAUAAAUCACUGUUAUAUAAGGGAAGCUACCUUAGGAAAGAAUGUUUACUGAAUGUUUAUUAUUUUUUUUUUACUUGUAGAGUGAGGGCAGUUGUAACAGAAUAUAUAUUGGUCAUUCUUACAGCUACUAUUUAAAGUCAGACAGUUUUCACUGAAUUUGAUAGAUUUUACGUUUGGCCAUAUCUCCAUUCUCAUAUUUGAUUUCUAAAGAGAACCUUCUGUAUACUUCAAUAAAGAUCAAAUGGACAUGCUCCGUC